This is a messenger RNA of Solenopsis invicta (red fire ant), 6641 nucleotides long. Its product is annotated as serine/threonine-protein kinase GL21140. The transcript has 6 exons. Lineage: Eukaryota; Metazoa; Arthropoda; Insecta; Hymenoptera; Formicidae. Gene Ontology annotation, biological process: intracellular signal transduction; protein phosphorylation. Gene Ontology annotation, molecular function: ATP binding; protein kinase activity. Bases 185 to 3556 code for a protein of 1123 amino acids. The record is from RefSeq and is a predicted model, not a curated record.
CGUGGUCACGUGGUCACAAACACGACUCCCGAUCCGGACUCCCGACUUCCGACGCAUGUAAUGUCAGCUCGCUGGUGGUGAUUCACGCUCGGGCUCGGCUUGCUCGCGCGCCUGUCAAACGACCGCCCACGGCGUCCACACGAUCACAGACGAACGGCCACGUUCUGCUCCGGUCGCGAGCAGGAUGAUGGAGGAACCAUUGAGUCAAAGUGCCUCACCGGCCAGUGGUGGUAACUUUUCAGUGAGCGACGGCGGUGAAUUGAAUUCGACCACCAUAGUCAGUUUAGACGAAAGGAUAUUGGAUAUCACGUCGCGGCAUACCCUAAAUGUUCUCAGAACCCCCCCGACCAAGAAGGCCAAAAGAGUUCGAUUCUUCCGCAAUGGAGACAAGUAUUAUACAGGUGUGGUAAUGGCAGUGACGCCUGAAAGAUAUCGCAGUUUUGAUAGCCUCGCGACCGACCUGACUCGUGCCCUGGUGUCGAACGUUACCCUGCCCAAUGGCGUGCGAACGAUAUAUACUAUGGACGGUCGCAAGAUACAGACCGUCAGCGAUCUGGAGGAUGGCAAGUGCUACGUGGUGUCUGGUCAGGGCGAGAUCUUUAAAAAGGUUGAAUAUUCGGCGUCCAAAGUCCGUCGAGGAAGCUCGCUAUCCGGGUUGCCACAGUCGCCGGCGACCAGCAGCGGUGGCGGUGGCACCGGCAGGCAGAUCAGCGCCAUUCCGCUGUGCGUAAAGGCGCGCAUAGUGACGCUGAUCCGCCACGGUACCAAGCCCCGCAAAGUAAUGCGAUUGCUGUUGAACAAGCGCAACGCGCCGAGCCUCGAGCACGCGAUGGAGGCGAUUACGGAGGCGGUGAAACUCGACACUGGAGCGGUGAGGAAGGUGUACACAUUGUCGGGUCAGCAAGUGACCUCGCUUGAACAAUUCUUCGAGAAUGACGACAUCUUUGUGGCUUACGGCCCGGAGAAGUCCGUACAGGAAGACUUCGAGCUGGACUUCGAGGAAAGCAAAUGUGUGCAGAGUUUCCGCCGAUGUCCGUGGAGUUUCAAACGACAGAGCGGACCGAUGCCGCGAAUGCCGAGAAAGUCUGGCAAGAAAACGCUUUCCACACCGCAAGUCAGGACUCCCAGUCCAUCAUCAUUGAUACUGCCACAGCCUCUAAGGUUGCAUUACACCGUAGGACAUAUAAUUGGAGAUGGAAAUUUUGCUGUUGUCAGACAUUGCACCCACAAAUCUAGCGGUGCUGAAUACGCUAUGAAAAUCGUGGAUAAGUACAAGUGUCAAGGGAAAGAAACAAUGCUAGCGAGUGAGGUAGCAAUACUAAGACAAGUUUGUCAUCCCAAUAUAAUUAGCUUGAUCGCGGAACAAGAUACUGCCGAACAGCUAUUUUUAGUUAUGGAACUCGUCAAGGGUGGAGAUUUGUUCGAUGCAAUCGCAGUUGCAACGAAAUUCUCUGAAGCAGAGGCAAGCGUGAUGAUUAGUCAUUUAACUUCUGCGUUGGCUUACUUACAUUCACAUCAUAUCGUACACCGUGAUGUCAAGCCAGAGAAUCUCCUGGUUGAGAUGGAUGGCAGUCAUGUUAGAUGCUUGAAAUUAGGUGACUUCGGACUCGCGCAAGUAGUGCGAGAACCUUUGUACACAGUCUGUGGUACACCUACUUAUGUAGCACCGGAAAUCCUUGCUGAAACUGGAUACGGUUUAAAGAUUGACGUAUGGGCGGCCGGAGUAAUUCUAUAUAUUCUCCUAUGUGGUUUUCCGCCAUUCGUAUCAGUAGAUAAUGAACAGGAGGAACUGUUUGAGCGUAUCCUGAGCGGUCAAUAUGAAUUCACAUCACCAUACUGGGAUACGAUAUCGGAUUCCGCGAAGCAACUCAUCUCGAACAUGUUGCAGGCACAGCCAGAGCUUCGAUUCAGCGCAGAAGAUGUGCUAGAUCAUCCGUGGCUCGCGCAGAGCUUUCUAGGAGGCGAGCAGACCGCAGCAACAGCAACAGCCACCGACGCAUCGGCGGAGCAAUACUGGGAUCAGCAGCGUAAGCCGAUAAGAUUGGCCACCUUUGAAUUCGACUUCAAGAAGCAGCGCAAUCAACGACAAGACGACGAUACCAAGACAAGAGCUGACUGGAAGAAUGAUAUUGACUGUCAUGAUUCACCAUUUAUCGAUACCCGAAAAAAAUUGGAUGAACAGAAUCACGAUGAAAUCGAUUUUGCCAAUGGCAAUAGCAACGAAAAUGAUGAAGUGUUUCUUAGCUCCGACUGUUUGAGAGACAUCAAUAGUCUGAGUCGAUCGAUGCACGAUCUAAUAGACAGUUUAAACGAUAACAAAACGCCACGACGUCGUCUCGAAUCACAAAGCGCUACUUCGUCGCUCAACAGCAUUCCAGAGAAUUUAAAUACGUGCAAUUAUCGUAGUAAUUCACCGAUUCGUUGCAGCAUCAUCGAGAAGACAGUUACGUUUCCUAGGAAUCAUCGAGGCGAUCAGAAAAACGGAAACUCGGUAAAAGAGCCGAGGUACCGUUACAUACAUACUAGUUCGAUACAUUCGAACUGCGAAACGCCGAAGUCGACGCAUAAAUCCACGAAUCGGCAAAGUAAAUGCAACCAGAAGAACUUUUACGCCAAGCUGAAUCGCGAAAACAAAUUCGACAGCGAUGACUUCCGCAACAGCAACGCGACUGCGUCGACGUCGAGUGAUAGCCUGACAGGUGACAGUUCGACCGGCAACGACAUCGAGACUUCUGACAGUUUUGUAAACAUACAAUUUGCACGAUUGACACGCGGGCAAAAAUCGAGCUCGACGCAAAGUAUGGAAUCAACCGACAGCUUCGAGAAUGUGAGUUUCCAAUACAUGAACCGGAACAAUUGUCUCGAUGAUCAUUCCUCACCGAUUUCUUCGAAGCUGGUGAACAAUCAGACUCAGAAUACGACUGCUGCGAGGAUAUUGCAGACUCGAAUAGCUGUGCUGAAUACGUUAAGAUCAUCUAAAUUGGACAACCAACCGGAUAAAAAGAACUGCAACAGUCCAUUCAAUUUGGUUCAAGAAAUGGGCAAAUGCGACAUGAACGAACCGGUGAAGUUGCGACACGAAAGAUACGUUAAUAAGAAGAGUCAUCAAAUAGAUUCUCAAAGUUUUAAGAACAAGAGAUACAGUUGUUUUUCUCCAUGCACAACAAAGGGCUUGCCUGAGGAAGUCGGAGGCAGUGGUGGCAAUAAAGUGACACCGCGGAAGUUUAACUCGACGGAUGAAUUGCGCGACGAAGUGAGGCAAAAGCCGGCAGCGCGGACAAAGCGAUUCAGUCUGUACUAUACUCCGCAACCAUUGAGGAAAACAUACGAGAGUGAAGCGAAGACCGGGAGGAUUACGUACAAAGCGACAGGUCGCACGCAAAAAUCUGAGAUGAGCAAAGGAAAGGAUGGAGAGGAGAUAGAAAGAAUGGAAAAAGUAGAUAAGAACCGGAGAUCAGUAAUCGGCGCUUCGACGAUCGCCAGCAGGAGCAAAUCUAACAGGCAAAAUGUCCAUGUGAAAUCAAGCGGUAUAUUAAACACCACCAGGACAAAGUGAUAACGAGCAGCGAGAAGUCGAGGUGAUUCGCCUAAGGUGUGUGGAUAUUAAUGUACAAUUUGCGUCAGACGAAAUCCAAAGUCUAAGCGCUUUAAGAAUCAGGCGAUUACGAUAUUUAUUGAUUAAAAUCAUUAAAUUAGUUAAUACUUUUACGUAGUGAUCGAAAAAGCGAGCCUCAUUGAAGUCAAAAAUUACUUUCUUAAUGACUAUGUACAUGCGUUGAGAACAAUUACAUGUCUUUUUAAAUUCUGUUAAAUUGAAAUUGCUAAAAUGAGGGACUUAAAACAAUAGAGGACUAGAUGAAAUGACACUAAACAUUUUACAAAGGAAGAAACGAUCUCAUAAUUCUUAGAUUUUGAACUUCCAGAUUUAGACUAACAGCAUCAACGAAAAAUGUAGUAACUAUAACAUAUCUAUAACUUUUUUCCUAAAUUUUUCAGUUUAUUGGUUGCGAUAAUAGCAAGAUAUUAAAUAUAAAACAAAGGGAUUAAAGGGUUAUAAUAUUUUUUUAAGUUAUUUUAGUGAUAAAAUAGCAUUGGGAAACGAUCAUAAAGAUGUUAAAAAGUGCAGUUACAAUACUUUUCGUUGACGCUAUUUGGAAAGAGAUCCUCAAAUCUGGCAAAAUAUUCAACACAAUGAAAUGGUGUAAAACUUUUUUUAAUUUGCGUAUAUUUCCAUACAAUUUUUAAUUGUUGAAAAAUAGCUGAAAGAGACCAAAGACGGAUAUAUAAUUGCAAAGUGCAAAAAAGAUUUUUUAAGGAUAAAACUGGAUUGAAUUUCAUAUCUAUAAAAAUUACACUUACCAGUAUUAACUUCUAGAGUUAAUCUGGAGGACUUGCUAGCUAUUAAAAACCCGGUUGCAAUUCGUCCUUUUUUAGAUAUCUUUUUAGUUAGAGUAAAAAUAAUAUAUAUGUAUAUAUAAUCUCGCGCGAUAGUGCUAAUCGAUGAUAAUGAUGUAAUCAAUCUUUAAUCAUUUGAGAUUGGAGAAUGACUAUGUCAAGAGCACCAAGAUAGUGGUUCGAUAGCGUGUAAUAAGAUUGAAGCAGAUGAGUUUGAAAUUAAGAACAAAACAUGCCAAAUGCAUUUAAGUAGUUUAUUUUAUAUUGGAUGUUUACGCGUAAGCUUAGCUGUAGGUAAAACGUAGAGUAUUCAAUCAACCCUUUCAGUUCCAUGAUGCGAAAGAGGCUUCAAUAGCAUUCGUGUUGGCGCGAAAAUUAAUCCCGUGACGUUUUUUAGCUUAUUUAUACUGAUAUUUAUAUGUCUCGUUUUAUAACUAAAGGAAGUUUGUCUCAAGCCAAAUCGCGACUUUGAGGUGAAAGUGACACCGAAUAGUUUCUUAAAGAGUGCAAUGUAGGAUCGAAAGGGUUAUGGUAGAGAAUAAGUAGGAGGAUUGAGCUUCAUUUUCGAACGUUUAGUGAUUAGUAAUUGGUAUUAAUAACGCAAGAAUUUUUGCAACGGAAGACAAAGGGCGACAAAUUGGGCGAUUUUGGAAUGCUGGAUAAGCGUAAUGCACAUUGAACUUACUCAAGGAAAGGCGAGAAGAUAAUUAUUUUUGUAAAGAAGCCGCGUCGUACUAGCAAUAAGAUGUGACACUGGUAAAUUGACGAAGCGAGUGCAUGCGCUGCAGAAAAAGAAAGAGAUGACUAUUAUUAUAAUUAUUUUUGUAGGUGUUGAUAAAGUGGAAGCAAGAAUUGACAAUGUCGUUUUUAUCGAAAUGGAAAAUUAUUCUUUCGCAAAAUAUAACUUUUUAUCAAAUUAGUAAAGAGUACGUUUUGGAAAAGAACAAAAAUGUGCUUAUAAUAAGUUAAGUUUUAAGUGCAUGCAAUUAUUUAUUUAAGGUUCGAAGCUUUGAAAUUCAACAGUUUUAAGAAUAACGAAAGAAUAAAUUUUGUAAAGUAUCGAGACUCGAUCAAAUCUUGACUCAACUUUAUCAAUUGUGAAAAUUGUUAGAAUCAUAACAUCGCGCUCUUUGUCGCUCGAUCGUUGCUAAUCUGUGGUCUCACUUUUGCUGCAGCGAUUCCUGACGAUUUUUGUGUCGCGCUCGUGUGAUGUCUAUCGACAAGUCGUGUACAUAAUUGUAAUGACGUGUGUGUAAGGCUUGAUUACUCGUGAAAUGAUAAAAGUACUGUCGUUACUGUGAUUCGUUCGCUCGUUAUUCAUUUUUUCGCGUUUUCUAACGCGGAAUUAUCCCGACUUAGAAUUUGUUAAUAAACGGUAAUAAUUAUAAUUUGUUUCUCGUUCUUGUUUUGUUAUAUUAUUCUAAUAUCGUAAUAAACAUACCGAUCAGCGGGCAAUUUAUGGUAGUUCGUAGGCUUUAAACGUGAUUUAUGCCAAAAAUUAAAAUGCACAUUGUGACUUUAGCUAUUUAUAUUAUAUAUUAUUAUAUUAUUAUAUUAUACAUAUAUAUAGAUAUAAUAUUCAUAUGAAAGCAAGUCUUAUCGACAUUAUACUUUAUUUUCCAAAUUCAGCUUAUAUCAGCUACGUCUGUUUUGUUUGCGAUUUGCAGGAAUAAAAUGAAAAGGAAAAUGCAGUACCUUACAUCAGUGUCUUGCGAUGUUAAUUUCAUAUUUAUUUUCCAAGAUAAGCAUUGUACAAAUUUAAUUAAUAAAGUAUUUUAAUUCUUAAAAUUAUUUAUAAAAUAUAUUCCGCUAAGUCCCGAUUAAUAACACAUUGAUCGGAAAAUGGCGAAAUAUAUUUCAACUUAUAAAAUAUAAUUAAUAUAUUAUUAAUAUUUUAUCACGUGUUUAACAUUUUUUCAUAAUUUUUAACAGAAUUUGAUGUUUAAAUUAUUUGAGAUUUUAAUUUUUGCCGGAUUUUGUUUUCAGACACAGUUACACAAAUUUUACUUUGCACUUUUUUCUAGCAUAAAAAGAGCGAAUAAAUUGCAACAUGCAUUUCUUGUACAAUUGAUUGCAUUAGUGUUUAUGCGAUGUUUGAUGGCACUACGAGUUUCUAUUUUAUCGCUAUUACAAUUAUUCGAAAUUAUUAAGCAACACACAUCAUUAUCAUAAAUGCACCCGUAACUAUUUAAUGUACUGCCACGAAACUAACAUUAAAAAAUAUAACUAUGAAAUUUCAUGGCUAC